This is a messenger RNA of Strongylocentrotus purpuratus (purple sea urchin), 912 nucleotides long. RefSeq lists its product as uncharacterized. The transcript has 3 exons. Gene Ontology annotation, molecular function: protein binding. Gene Ontology annotation, biological process: signal transduction. Bases 1 to 381 code for a protein of 126 amino acids. Lineage: Eukaryota; Metazoa; Echinodermata; Echinoidea; Camarodonta; Strongylocentrotidae. The record is from RefSeq and is a predicted model, not a curated record.
AUGACUACAACAAAAACAAGAGCGCCAGCAACACCAACAGUGGAAACAAUAGCAGCAGCAGGAGGAGCAUCCCUUCCCAUGCAUGCCAGUUUACAAGCAGCAGAGGUGUCAACGCAAUCAGGGUUUGAUCUCCAAUCAGAUGCAAUAUUAGACAGGCUGUCGAAACGCAUGCCUGCUGAGAAAUACACAUCGCUAUGCACACAUCUUGGCAUCGAAUACUACGAAGCUGACAAGAUCCUACUUCGAGUUUCCAAUGACUACCAGAGAGCUACUAGGUCUUGCUUGGCACAGUGGAAAACAAGGACUGGUGGUGAUAUGGCUCAACUGAAGACUAUUCUUCAGGAGAUAGAUGUUGGAGAUCUAGCAAAAUAUAUCGAAUAGUCGUAAUAGCUAGCAACUCACUUGAAGUAGUGGAAGAAAUUAAAACAGAGGCUUGGGUGUGAUAAUGUAUGUGCAAUAUGAUAUACUUACAUGCCAACCUUCCACAGCUAAAAAUAAAGGACUCUCUGCAUGUGAAAAAAGAAUCCAUUAUGCUUCUACACGGAAUCUGUCGGAACAGAUGGUGUGUCUAAUAGAUUUGAGAGCUAAUGCGGUUUUUGGAUUUCUUAAAUGGAAUUUUUAGAUGAAAGGUUUUUCACGACACCUGUUUGUCUACGUUACACAAUCCACGGAUCGAGGGUACUGUGGAAAUACGUCAGAGUAAAUUGUCUUGACACAGUAGACAGCUUAACUAACAUGUUCAGAUUUAUGGAUGUUUCUUUCCUGGGCACCUAGAGACGAGUUAUUCUAAUAACCUGUUUUUAAUGAAUGGACUACAAUACCUGGAAUCCAUGGUGCAAGCAGGCCUGGGUGCAUACAUACCUUGGUGCUAUGUUGGGCAAGUCUCGGGCAAGCUUUCGGGUUUCUAUCUUU